GGGUAGCGGUGGUGCCUGGUCUCCCAGCUUCGGAGGUCGCCGGGGCGAGGAGGAUGCCGCAGUUGCAGCCCGAGCCACCGAGCCUGGCCUCCGAGUUCCCCGACCCCCGCAGCGGCGGAGAGGCUCAGAGCGUGGCACUGGCCGGGCGGAGCUAGAGGCGGGCGUCUACCCCGCGUCGCGCCACCCGCAGCUCUCCGCCUCCGGCCGGGCCCGAGAGCCUGUGUAGGCGGAUGCCCUGACCGCAGGCGCAGCUGCGAGGUUGGCCCGGCGCCGCCGCUCGCGGGGAGAGGCCUGAGGAGUCCCGGGGGUGGCCGCGUCCACCAGCUUCAGACGCCGGUCCCCGGGAGCGCUCGCCCCUGCGCUCCUUCUUCCUGGCCCAGCUCUUCCUUAGCAGACGUUCCCCCCACGACCCCUCCUUCCCCCGACCUAGAGGAUGCGUUCCCCUGCGCGGAGCAUCAGAGGCCACCACUCCCAGAAAUGCGUGCGCCCGAUCCCCAUCUCCCGGACCCGAGGAGCCGGCGCCCCCGCCCUGUAGGGUUAUGACUCAUUGAUUAAAAAGAAGAACUUUGCCAAGUACUUUGCACUUUUGGCUGCAUAUUAUGGAUACCAAGGAAGAGAAGAAGGAACGGAAACAAAGUUAUUUUGCUCGCUUGAAAAAGAAAAAACAAGCCAAACAAAAUGCAGAGACAGCCUCAGCUACAGCUACAAGGACUCAUACUGGAAAAGGAGAUGUUAAUACAGUCAUUUUAGAACAAGACAAGUGCAACAUUGCUGUGGAAGAGGAACAUAUUACUGAUGAGAAAAAAAAGAGAAAAAAUCAGUUAAAGGAGAUCAGACGUACAGAACUAAAGAGAUAUUAUAGUAUUGAUGACAAUCAAAACAAAACACAUGAUAAAAAGGAGAAGAAGAUGGUGGUUCAGAAGCCCCAUGGUACUGUGGAAUACACUGCUGGAAGCCAGGACACUCUGAACUCCAUAGCACUGAAGUUUAACAUCACUCCCAAUAAAUUAGUGGAACUAAAUAAACUUUUCACACAUACUAUUGUUCCAGGCCAGGUACUUUUUGUGCCAGAUGCCAACUUUCCUUCUAGUACCUUCAGAUUAUCAUCAUCCAGUCCUGGUGCUACUGUCUCUCCUUCAUCAUCAGAUGCAGAAUAUGAUAAACUCCCUGAUGCUGACUUAGCAAGAAAGGCCAUAAAACCCAUUGAAAGAGUCCUGUCAUCUACUUCUGAAGAAGACGAGCCAGGGGUGGUGAAAUUUUUAAAAAUGAACUGCCGAUACUUCACCGAUGGAAAGGGUGUGGUCGGAGGUGUCAUGAUUGUCACUCCUAACAACAUCAUGUUUGACCCUCACAAGUCUGACCCCCUGGUCAUUGAAAACGGGUGUGAGGAGUACGGCCUCAUCUGCCCCAUGGAAGAGGUGGUUUCCAUUGCCCUCUACAAUGACAUUUCCCACAUGAAGAUCAAAGAUGCCUUGCCAUCUGACCUACCUCAGGAUCUUUGUCCUCUGUACAGGCCUGGAGAAUGGGAAGACCUGGCUUCAGAAAAGGAUAUCAACCCGUUUAGUAAGUUCAAAUCUCUCAGCAAGGACAAACGUCAGCAGAGUGAAGAGAGAGCUAUCACUUCAGAUUCCAAAUCAACAAGACCUUUGGAGAAAUCAACAGAACACACACAUAAAAAGCCAUUAGACAGUUUGCUGUCAGGAAAGUUGAAGAACAUGGAAUCCUCUGUGGAGGCAACCAGUGGGUCUGCCACAGUACCUGAGGUCAGCAAGGGACCUCCUGACACUCACACUGCAUUUAAAUCUAUAGCCAAAGAAAAUCCUCUUUUAGGAGGAGAAGAUGACUUCACUGACUUGGAAGAACUUCCUUCUCAAAAUGAUAGUGGAAUGGACAAAAGAGACAUCUCAAAGGAGUGCCUUUCUCUUGACCCAGAGGAGCAAAGGAAGGCUAAGUCCCAAAUAAUCAGUUCUGCUAUGGAAAUGCAGGAGCAGUCAGCCCUGAACUUCUCAAGAAUAGAGAGUGAUGCCGAACUGAAGGGGGCCCUAGACUUGGAAACCUGUGAGAAGCAAGAUAAAGCCCCGGAGGUGGACAAGCAGUCUGGUUCUCCAGAAAGCCAGAUGGAAAGCACACUGAGCAUACAUGAGGAUCUAGAUAAAGUUAAACUUAUUGAAUACUAUCUUAAUAAGAACAAAGAAGGGUCACAGGUAUCUGAUAACUUGCAGAAGGCAGAAUUAAGUGAUGGCAAAAGUAUGGAGCCAGGGGGAAUAGACAUCACCCUUAGUAGUUCUCUCCCUCAGGCUGGGGAGCCCCCAGCUGAGGGCAAUAAAGACCCAGAUAAAAACUGGGUGAGAGAGAAGGCACCCCAUCCACUGCAGCUGGGCUCUUCUACUGAAGAAAAUAUGAGUAAAGAGUCUCUAGGCAACUCUUUGGAAUCUACUCUGGACAAUAGCUGCCAAGGCGCACAAGUGGAUAAUAAAUCUGAAAUCCAGUUAUGGCUGUUAAAGAGAAUUCAGGUACCCAUUGAAGAUAUACUUCCUUCAAAAGAAGAGAAAAGCAAGACUCCACCCAUGUUUCUGUGCAUUAAAGUUGGAAAACCAAUGAGGAAAUCCUUUGCCACGCACACUGCAGCCAUGGCCCAGCAGUACGGCAAGCGGAGGAAGCAGCCGGAGUACUGGUUUGCUGUCCCUCGGGAGAGGGUGGAUCACUUGUACACAUUCUUUGUUCAGUGGUCUCCUGACGUCUAUGGGAAAGAUGCCAAAGAGCAAGGCUUUGUGGUGGUGGAAAAGGAAGAACUGAAUAUGAUCGACAACUUCUUCAGUGAGCCAACCACCAAGAGCUGGGAGGCAGCUCUCACCGGAUCACGGAUCACGAUGAGAGUCCGAAGACUGCCCUUGGACAUUCAGAUUUUCUAUUGUGCCAGACCUAACCAAGAACCUUUUGUCAAGAUCAUCACGGUCGAGGAGGCAAAGCGCAGGAAGAGCACGUGCAGCUACUAUGAAGACGAUGACGAGACAGCCCUGCCGACCCUGCAGCCCCACAGCGCGCUCCUGGAGAACAUGCACAUCGAGCAGCUGGCCCGACGCCUUCCAGCAAGGGUACAAGGGUACCCAUGGAGACUCGCGUACAGCACAUUGGAGCAUGGGACCAGCUUGAAAACUCUCUAUCGGAAGUCAGCAUCGCUAGACAGCCCUGUCCUAUUGGUCAUCAAAGAUAUGGAUAAUCAGAUUUUUGGAGCAUAUGCCACCCAUCCGUUCAAGUUCAGUGACCACUAUUAUGGCACAGGCGAAACUUUUCUCUACACGUUUAGCCCCAAUUUCAAGGUCUUCAAGUGGAGUGGAGAGAACUCAUACUUUAUCAAUGGAGACAUAAGUUCUUUAGAACUUGGUGGUGGAGGGGGACGAUUCGGUUUAUGGCUAGAUGCUGAUUUAUACCAUGGACGAAGCAAUUCCUGCAGCACUUUCAAUAACGAUAUUCUUUCCAAAAAAGAAGACUUCAUAGUUCAGGACCUCGAGGUAUGGACAUUCGAGUGAAACUCAGGCUGCCUUAACAUACAAUAAAAAGACUGGGUUUGAUCAGCCCCGCUAAAGCUGGCUGGAAGACGAAGCGCCCGCCUAGACUGCCUCAUGCCGCCAUGAUGCUUGCUUUCUGCCGUCAUCGCAGAGCAUGAUCCCAUUGCAGAGCGAGCCUGAGGGGCGCGUGUGGAGGGCAGACACUGACCAGAGAGGUUGAAAGUCCAGAUGGUUGAAAGACUUUGUACUCCCACUUUCUUCAAAUCCAUGCAGUGAGGAAUCAGAGUAUUUAUAGAUGUAUGAGUCGAAUGCAAUUUUUAUUUUUGGUAACUGUGAAAAAAAAAAGAUACUGUGGAAAUAUAUACAUGCCUUGUGUAUUUAUCAACAUAAUUUUCAUUACCAAAAUGUACAGCAUACUAUUGUUUGCCAUGGAAAAGGUUAGUCUCAUUUAGAAAAAUUGAAAGUGCAUAGCACUUAAAGGGAUAUGUAUAUGAUUUUUUUAAAACUUUUAUUUAUUAUUUCUAGUAUAUUGUCUGAAAUGUGUUGCCAGUUUUUUUUCUCUUAAUGUGUCAAAUCUUGAAAUAAAGAAAUGUGCUGUUUGGCAACAAUUCCAUUUGAUUUAUACAGUUUUAUAUUGAGCUUUUUUUGCCCUGAUUGUUUAGGGUGAUAGAUCUUAAAUUGUGUGUGUGUGUGUGUGUGUGUGUGUAUGUAUAUAUGCUUACAUACACACACAUAUAUAUGCUUAAUUGUGAAUUUUAAAAACUCAUCACCAAUGUUCAUUGAUUUGACUAUUGUAGGCCAGCUCUCCAUUUAGUCAUUAAAAAGGUACAUUUUUAGUUACUUAUUCUGAACACAGUUGUGUAAAGAAGAAAAAGCCAUUUCUCAUAGUUACAGCUUGAUAUUUAUAGAACUGGAUACCUUUAUGAACAUAGACUAGAACAAACCCUGCUUUUGAAAUGAAAAUGUUUUGUUUCUUAUAAACUCAUUUAUUAGUAACAAAAACUUUAUUUUCAUAGUGUUUCUGCAUAAUUUCCCCCAAGUUUUUACACUAACAAACAAGCCUCUGUUUUUAAAGAGACUGCUUUGUAUCGAAGGAAAAAUAUCCAAUUAACCCAAUUGCCUUGGUUUCUAGACUCUUCUAUUUGAGAAAAAACAAUGCAAAGAUGCAUUCACACCAGAAUUGGAACAAAAAGUAAAACCUAUUUUUUAACAUCAAUCCAUUUUCACAUCACAAAACACUUUUAUUAAAUAUAAUAAUAAAACCUUACUAAAAAGUUAACCAAUAUUAUUGAUUGCCAGAAUAUUAUGAAAGCCAAAGACUGCUAAUGGAAAAAAUUUUCAAAUAAUAGCCAAAGCUGAGAAGUGAUCUGUCAUAAAUUAUACCCCCAGUGACCUUGGAAAGAAAAAAAUUAAUAACAAAAGUAGUAUUUAUGUAAUUGCAUUUAGAAAAAUAAUACACUUCUUUAAGCCUUAAGCUGGCAGAAUAUUUUCUUGAGAUUAUUCUCUUAUUUUAGACUCUUCAUAAAGGAGAACAAACAAAUUGCCAAGUGGCCUUUUGUCAGAUCAACAGUUAUUUUACUCCACUUACAUUCCAUGCAAGUUUAAAUGAAUGCUGUAACGUCUGAAGUCUGUAGCCUGGAUGUGCUUUCCCCUGAGUUUUUCUAUUGAAAAUUCUUGAUGAACAACAUACUGGCAGUUUAACCCUAAUGUGCUCAUUAAAUAAUGUGUUGGUGUGAGGUAUCAGGAAUGUCUCAUGAUGAUCACGUUUACCGGUUACGCCAUUUGCAACCAUAUGCUAUUAACAAAACAGUCAUUUUGCAUAUAACUCACUCUUACCUAGUUUAGUCCAUGAUAUUAUACGUACUUGUGAGAGCAUAUCCAGAUGCUGUGUUCUCUAUUUAAAACAGUAUUGUCCAAUUCGAAAUGUGCGGGCCUUCAUUUAUGGAUACCGAAUAUAUGUAAUGCAGUGCUAGCCCAAUAUUUUCAAUAAAGGAAUUUAUGCAUUCAGUG
Pteronotus mesoamericanus is the source of this 5519-nucleotide messenger RNA. It is a transcript of the gene NCOA7, whose product is annotated as nuclear receptor coactivator 7. Bases 600 to 3530 code for a protein of 976 amino acids. Gene Ontology annotation, biological process: response to oxidative stress; regulation of transcription by RNA polymerase II. Gene Ontology annotation, cellular component: nucleus. The transcript is spliced from 17 exons. Lineage: Eukaryota; Metazoa; Chordata; Mammalia; Chiroptera; Mormoopidae. The record is from RefSeq and is a predicted model, not a curated record.